Messenger RNA from Odontomachus brunneus, 1797 nucleotides. It is a transcript of the gene Cnep1r2, whose product is annotated as nuclear envelope phosphatase-regulatory subunit 1. Lineage: Eukaryota; Metazoa; Arthropoda; Insecta; Hymenoptera; Formicidae. The record is from RefSeq and is a predicted model, not a curated record. The coding region runs from base 481 to 894 and encodes 137 amino acids. The transcript is spliced from 4 exons. Gene Ontology annotation, cellular component: cytoplasm; Nem1-Spo7 phosphatase complex.
AUAAAUUUUCCCAGUUCAAUAUACACGUAUAUGUGUGAGAAAAUAGUUUUUAAAAAUAUUUAUAAAUAUUUCUAUUUAAAUUUAAAUAUUUUUUUAUUUAUAUUUAUUUUAAUAAAUAUGACUAGUUAAGAAACAGUAUUAUCUUUUUCCUUUCUAUCUCUCUUUCUAUUAGAUCACUAUGCUACGCAUUAGAAUUGGAGGUUGAUGUAAGAUUUUAAAUUAAAAUUUAAGUUUUAUACAACGAGGUUUAAAUUAUUCAUUAAAAUUGUACGUUUGAAACCAGAAAUUGAUUAGUCAAGGAUAUUGAAUAGGGAAUUCUAGAGAAAUUGGAUGUUGGUCGUAAGUUUAGCAGAAAAUUUUCAAGUUGCACGACACAACCUCAGACGACGUGUUGUUUAUCCCUUGAAUCACUCUCUCCGUACGUAUUUUAACACGUUCACUCUGAUUUCCUGAUAUAAAUCGCAAAUGUAAUAGACAAUCAUGUCGUUGGACCAGACAGUAUGCGAAGUACCUGUUUCUGCACUUUCAGACCUGAAGGCUUUUGAGAGACGGCUGACUGAGGUUAUAGCUAGCCUACAACCUGCAACAUUAAGAUGGAGAAUGCUAUUGGGUUUUAUCUCAGUUUGUACUGCUGUGGGUGCUUGGCAUUGGUUAACAGACCCUAAUACAUCGGCAGUAUCCUUCACACAAAGUCUAUGCAAUCAUCCAUUCUUUACUAUGGCUAGCAUAAUAUUAGUGAUAUUGUUUAUGAUGGGAGUACAUAGACGUGUAAUAGCACCCAGUAUUAUAACUCAACGUGCCAGAAGUGUUCUUGGUGAUUUCAAUAUGAGCUGCGAUGACACUGGAAAAUUGAUUCUAAAGCCUACAAGACCUCCACAUCCACAUGAGACUUAAGAGUAAUACAUUUUAUUCAAAUAAUGAUUUGGAAUGUUCAUAACUCUACUAAAUGUGAAUAUGGAAUGUUGAUCUUCUUGGAUAUGUUGUGUGUAUACUGUGAGAUUUACUAUAAGAUUAUGACAAAUGAGAAACUUAUCUAUUUUGAAUUUGAAUUUAGUUAAACUGUACAUAUAUAAUCCUGUAAAUUCUUUAAAAUCUUUUAUUAUGUACAAUGUCUAUAUAUAUUGUGACAAUUUAAAAUGUUCAAUACUUUUUAAAGGAAUAACGUAUCAAUUGUAUAUUUAGGAAAACUCAUUGAUCACUAGUGGAUUAGAUUUAUUUAGGUAAAUCAUGAAAUUGAUGUUAGAGACCCAGCAAAUCAUGUAACGUAUACGUAGCAAAAUUGACAUAUAUGUUGGACAUGUUGAUAUAUUUUGAUAUAAUGUACAUAUAGAAUGAAUCGAUAUUUGUACAGUUUAGUAAAUUGCAUAGAAAACUUUAUUUUAGCAAUAAGAUAGUAGUCAAACUGUAAUCAAAUCAUCUGUCAAAGGUCUUCUUACUUGAAUGAGUUUAUAAAUUUCACAGUCCAUGUAAGUCCUGUGUUCAAAUAGUUAAGAUGGUAAAUCAAAUGGAUUAUGCAUCACCAUCUGUAUAUAAAUGCCUAUUCAUAAGUGCUCAAUGUAAAAUACGCGUUUUCCAAUAGAGUUAAGUAAAUGCGUGAUAUCCAUUAAAGAUCAAGAAAUGGAUUGUUGUAAUGGUUCCAAUAUACAAAAAAUCCAUAUUUAUGGAUGACAUAACAAAAUAGUCAAUUAGGACUAUCUAUAUGAUAAUAUCUAUGUUAAUAUAUAUGCUGGUGAUACGACAAGAUUUAUUGUAUUUAUUAGAAUGAUUAUAAUAUAAUUUUUCUUUAUACAAACCACA